Toxotes jaculatrix (banded archerfish) is the source of this 2183-nucleotide messenger RNA. RefSeq names its product cytosolic sulfotransferase 3-like. Gene Ontology annotation, biological process: sulfation. The record is from RefSeq and is a predicted model, not a curated record. The transcript is spliced from 8 exons. Bases 875 to 1777 code for a protein of 300 amino acids. Gene Ontology annotation, molecular function: sulfotransferase activity. NCBI's taxonomy places the organism in Eukaryota, Metazoa, Chordata, Actinopteri, Toxotidae. Gene Ontology annotation, cellular component: cytoplasm.
GAUCAUCCCUCUGCAUUGCAAAUUUUACUUUUAAUUUUACUUUACAAGAAAAUAUGGAAGAGUCACUGAAAGGUUACAACAUUCACUGCUGCACACUACGGUUGGAUAAAUGCUCAUGUGGGAAUUUUUUUUUCUAUUGCAGCUCCAUCCUUGCUGAAACGUUUUCGAAAAUGGGCCAGGACUGCCGGAAAAGGGAGCCAAUAACUUACUCUUCUUUAAUUUAACAGAGACAUAGAUUUAAGAAGAACACUGCAAAAAAGAAGCCUUAUGUAUGUUCUCUUCUUCCUGUGCAGUAUAAUCCCAAAGGAACUUUAGAAAGGAAGGAAUGGCAUGUGUUUUGACUUGACCCAUGCACAGUGUGUAGACAAUUCCCAAGUGGCUAACAUUUUUCAAAUGUGCACACAAUGUGUUCAAGAUGAAAGCUUUUGAGACAAUUUAAGGACUGUUUUAACUUUGUACAACCAGGCUAAAAAGAAAAAAUGGUAUGGAAGUGGUAAAACCAGUUUUUGACUGCUUAUAUGGAGCUGCAAAAGCUAUGUAUCUAUGCAUCUUUCCUGUUCAAAUGUCUGAUACAAAGACGUGGACCCACACACCACUGUAAACAUCACUAUACUAUACUACACAGUGAGGUGAAAAAAGCUGAUUCUAAUGUCUAGAUGAAUUAACUGAACAUGUGUGCUAUGUCAAAAUAGGGGACUAAAGGGUAAAAGCCCUGGAAAUCUGAAAGGACAGGGAUGGGCUGGACUUUCACGUCACAUCUGGAACUGAGCCUACAAUUACAAUGGAGGCAGUGUUGUGCAACUAUAAGCGAAGCUGGUCAGGAACAAAAUUACAAUCAGAGAGGAGAUAAGUGGAGAAAAUAGCUGCAAUCACCAUGUCGCUUGAUCCGGAGAAGGCAGCUGUGCCUUCUCGUCCAGAACUGCUUGAUUUCCAUGGAGUCUCAAUGACCCACUAUUUCACCGACAACUGGGAGAACAUUCAAAACUUCCAGGCCAGACCAGAUGAUGUACUGAUUGCAACAUACCCAAAAGCAGGAACAACCUGGGUCUCCUAUAUCCUUGAUCUGCUCUAUUUUGGUAAGACAGCUCCAGAGCGUCAGACGUCCAUCCCUAUCUAUCAAAGAGUGCCUUUCUUGGAGAUUGCCAUCCCGUCUAUUGAGCCAGGAAAAGACCUGGCAGACAAGCUCCCUACCUCCCCUCGACUCAUUAAAACUCAUUUUCCAGUCCAGUUUGUGCCAAAGUCCUUUUGGGAGCAAAACUGCAGGAUGAUCUAUGUCGCCCGCAAUGCCAAAGACAACAUUGUGUCUUUUUUCCACUUUGAUCAAAUGACAAUGAUCCAGCCAGAGGCUGGAGACUGGACCAGCUACCUCCAGAGAUUCAAGGAAGGAAAGUUGGUGUUUGGAUCCUGGUAUGAUCACGUGAAUGACUGGUGGAAGAAGAAACAGACUUAUUCAAACCUCCAUUACAUGUUCUUCGAAGAUCUGGUUGAGGAUACUGGACGAGAAAUAGACAAACUCUGCUGCUUUCUUGGUUUGUCUCUGUCAGCUGAGGACAAAAAACAAAUUACAGGUGGAGUUCAGUUUGAUAACAUGAAGAAGAACAAAAUGACCAACUAUUCUACAUUCCCAGCCAUGGAUUUCAAAAUUUCCACCUUCAUGAGGAAAGGGAAGGUCGGUGACUGGAAAAACCAUUUCACUGUGGCCCAGAGUGAAGAGUUUGAUGAUGACUACAAGAAGAAGAUGAAGGACCCCACACUUAAUUUCCGCUCUGAAAUAUGAACAGCACAGGCCAGGCUGGGCAUAUAUGUGAAGUGCAGUGUAGUGAAGUGUGUACUAUCACCUCAGAUGUGACAGCAGAGAAGUGGAGUGUGUGUUCUUGCUAAUUGUAUCUGAAUUAAGGCUGUUAACUACAUUUUAUGAAGCUAACAUGAAAUCAAAUGACUUGCAUUGUCUGAAGGUAAAUGUUUCCAUCAGGAGUAUGUAUGUACGUAGAAAACACAAAAAUCAACCGAUGAUGGAAUAAACCAAAUAAUUCUCAAAUAAAGGAAACAUGUAGGCCUUGAGUUAAUAUUUAACCCACUAUUGAUCCAAUGUCUAUUAGACUGACCCUUCACAAGAAUUAAAGGUUAAUGUGUAAUGAAAGAGCAUGUUGUGUAUGACUGCACACUGAUUAGCCUGAUCAGUA